CCAAUCACUUGCUUCCAUUCCUUCCCGACCAUUUUCCUUUACCUUUCUGUCAGCCAACAUCAACCACAACUGUAUCGAAAUCAUAUCACACACAUACACACAUACAGAUUCUUUCAUUUCCACUCUGCAUCGGCUGCUGCACCUGAAGCAUCGUGAUACCCCAACUCCUACCGUGCCCACCCGCCGCCUUCAUUUGCACCAACAAUCAAUAAUACACAACAACCAACAUUCGAAAUGGCUUCUUCUAAUUACGACGCGCAGGCUUCUACCAACUACAAGGAGGCUUUCUCGUUGUUUGACAAGCGCGGCAAUGGCCGUGUCUCCCUCGAUAACCUCGGCGACCUGCUGCGCGCAUGCGGCCAAAACCCAACCAUGGCCGAGAUCCACCAGCUGGAGGAGAGCGUACAGGGUGACUUCGACUUCGAGACCUUCCAGCGCGUGCUGAACCGCCCCGGCGGCUUCCGCGACCCGGGCGAGCCCGACGAGUACUGCCGCGGCUUCCAGGUGUUCGACAAGGACAUGACGGGCUUUAUCGGCGUCGGUCAGCUCAAGUACAUUCUGACCAACCUGGGCGAGAAGAUGUCGGACGAGGAGGUCGACGAGCUGCUCAAGGCUGUCGACACUAGCUCGGGCCAGGUCAACUACACCGAGCUAGUCCGUACCAUUCUGGCCAACUGAUGACCGGUCAAUGAGGCAUUCUCGGGCUGUCCGUGGCAAGGAUCAAGGACGGAGAGCUAGGGGAGUAGGAAUGGGAGGACGAAGAACGAAUUCAUAAGAUACCAAACAAAAACAAAGACGGUACGGCAGAGGGGAAGAAGCAGGGAGGUUGCUGCAUCGUGUGCUACGGCAUUAGCACACACACAUUACUGUAUAAAGUUUUGACGGAGUGAUUGGGCCAGUGUUCUUUUCAGUUUCACGGUCUUUUUGCGGUGAUGUGUUGGGUAUUCCUGGAUUGAUUGGAGGUUUAGCCCAAUGAUAGCAUCGAAUAUGAUAGUUCCUUCAGACAUCGGAACGCACCAAUUCCAACCG
Messenger RNA from Cryphonectria parasitica EP155, 1029 nucleotides. RefSeq lists its product as uncharacterized. NCBI's taxonomy places the organism in Eukaryota, Fungi, Ascomycota, Sordariomycetes, Diaporthales, Cryphonectriaceae. Gene Ontology annotation, cellular component: myosin II complex. The record is from RefSeq and is a predicted model, not a curated record. The transcript is spliced from 2 exons. Bases 235 to 678 code for a protein of 147 amino acids. Gene Ontology annotation, biological process: mitotic actomyosin contractile ring assembly. Gene Ontology annotation, molecular function: calcium ion binding.